AUGACAACUCCACGAGAACUCCACGACAGAGACUUUUUCAAAUUUGUGGAGAACGAGGAAUACUUCGUUGAGGACUUUGGCGAUGGCGAAAUCUUUUAUAACCGAGUCGCGUUAAAAAAUGACAGUGAAAUGGGUGUCAUCAAAAUCACAUUGUCCACUGAAAACACUCAAGAACAAAUCAAUGAGAUGAUUGAGAGACUUAAAGCACUUAUAGGAGUACCGGGGAUAUUACCUAUAGUCGAAUCAACAUUUGGGAUUUGUGAUAACUUACUUCAAAUAUGGAUAUUGGUCAACCCAUUCAUCCCUAUCAAAUUCGAAGACUACUGUUCCCGUGAAAUGUCACGAGAAGACGAAAUGACCUUUCUGUCCGCUAAUUUGUUUGACAUUGCAAGUUCGUUGGAGACUAACACAUUUCCUUUGGCGCUAAAUAAGUCAUCUCUGAUAUUAUCAAGAGACCCCGCGUCUCCAUUUCCUAAACUCUACUUGUCACCAGUCGCAUAUUUAUUACCAUUUGUUGAUGCGGAAAUAGAAAUGAAUACAUUACCCAUUUUUGCUGACUUCAUUCAGAUGAUUUG
This is a messenger RNA of Entamoeba invadens IP1, 575 nucleotides long. RefSeq lists its product as hypothetical. The annotation marks the transcript as partial. The transcript is spliced from 2 exons. NCBI's taxonomy places the organism in Eukaryota, Evosea, Mastigamoebida, Endamoebidae. The record is from RefSeq and is a predicted model, not a curated record.